GAAGAGAUUUGUGUUUUUGAUCGUGGUAAAUUAUCAAAAUUAUGGCGGGUUCGCAGGAUAAGCUUGAUAAGAUGCAACUCCGGCAAAGUUACCGGAAUUUAUGGCACUCCGAUCUCAUGAGCACCGUCUCGGCGGAUACUCCUUAUUGUUUCUUCUCGUGUUUGUGUGGACCUUGCGUUUCAUACUUACUUCGGAAAAGAGCACUUUACAAUGACAUGUCAAGGUACACUUGUUGUGGUGGUUACAUGCCAUGUAGUGGUAAGUGUGGAGAAAGCAAGUGCCCUCAAUUUUGUCUUGCCACUGAGGUGUGUCUCUGUUUCGGGAACUCUGUGGCAUCUACUCGUUUUAUGCUGCAAGAUGAAUUCAACAUCCAUAUAACAAAAUGCGACAAUUGCAUAAUUGGAUUUAUGUUCUGCCUCAACCAAAUCGCUUGCAUUUUCUCUCUUGUCGCUUGCAUUGUAGGAAGUGAUGAACUCUCUGAAGCUUCUCAGCUUCUUUCUUGUUUGGCGGAUAUGGUCUAUUGCACGGUUUGUGCGUGUAUGCAGACACAACACAAGAUUGAGAUGGACAAAAGAGAUGGUUUGAUUAGUCCUCAACCAAUGUCAGUGCCACCGGCUCAGCAAAUGUCUCGCAUUGAUCAACCAGUCCCUCCAUAUGCCGGUUACCCUCCAGCUACUGGCUAUCCCCAGCAUUACUAUCCACAGCCUGGCCAUGGUUACCCUCCUGCUCCAGGCUAUCCACCUCCCGGUUACGGUUACCCUCCUGCACCGAGCUAUCCGCCAGCUCCGGGAUAUCCACCAGCACCUGGAUAUCCCUCAAAGUAAGAACGUUAACUGAUAUCUCAAUCUUCCAAUCAAAGUUUUAUUAUCAUACUUGGUAUGUUGUGAUUACUUUGCAAGUAUAUUGUCCGAUUUGUUGUCUCAUCCAUUUUUCUCUUAGAUCUAAUGAACCGUUAACUCUAGA
Arabidopsis arenosa is the source of this 963-nucleotide messenger RNA. The record is from the annotation of a GenBank genome assembly. Lineage: Eukaryota; Viridiplantae; Streptophyta; Magnoliopsida; Brassicales; Brassicaceae.